UCUCAAUUGUACAAUCAUGAAGUAAGAACCAAGAUCAAGUACAAUACCUCUAUAGGUAGGCACUGAGCGUACGAAAAAGAAAUGCACCACCCAUGGCCAUUUCAUAAGCAAGCCCUGAGGUGUGAUGAACGGUUUUCCCUUCUUCCAACGCCAAAACGUGACAGAGAAAGCCAGACUUCUCGGGUCACCACGGUUGCAUUGGCCUUGACUGACUCACUGACCAACCAACCACCCGAACCAUUGUUGGACGAACGAUUUGAAGCGUGUCAGACAUCAAUUGUAGCCCUCAGUCCCGAGAUUGUGUUUGAUCAUCUUUGGCCAUGUCAUCGUCAUCCCGGAGUUCUCUGCAUCAAGCAUUGGGCAAAUCUGCACUGAUCCAACUCAUUGAGAGACAACGGAAGCAGUUAUCGGAGUCCGAGAAGAUGGAGUUGAGCAGGAAAGUGGAGUCAUCCUGCAAUCGCUUCGAUCAGAAGGGCAAAGGUCGCUUGAGUGUGGAUGAUCUGUACAACGUGGUCCGACUUCAAAACAAGAUCGACACCACCAAAGAUGAUAUUCGGUCCUUGGUCCAAGACUUGGAUAUGGAUCGGGACCAGACCAUCUCGAUCGAGGAUUUCGUUUAUAUGCCCAUAUUAUCAGAGGCCGUGUUUGCGGCCAUGGACAAGAACAAAGAUGGUCUAGUGUCCAAAGGUGAGCUCAAAAUGGCUCAAAAGACUAUGACCAUGAAGGAAUUGAAAGAGAUCAUCGAUUCCAUCGACGAGAACUCUGACGGCCUUCUCACGUACGAAGAAAUCAAGGCCAUGUCAAAGCAAGCCUACAGCAAGAAGAACUCCAAACGAUCUCGAGAUCAAGAUGCCAAGUCCAAAAGCAAGAGCAAAAGUCGAAGUCGAAACCGGACAUCAAGAGACAAAUCCAACUCGAAGUGACUGUUUUCCUAUUUGUUUACGAUAAUGUACAAAAUUGACAAUCAUGUUGAAUGUUGUAGUUUUACAUAAAAUAUGUUUCAUAAAGCUGGGCUUUCUCACGGUUGUUCCGUGGGCAACGUUUCGUUUUGAUUGGCUUUCCAAUUAAUCAGAAUGUUCGAGACCACAGAGGUCUGUAAUUUGUCAACUUCACAGAUGACACUGGUGACUUAAUGCAUAGAUGCUAAUUUUUAAAAGUGUGUCGGGUUCUGACACGUAAACUAUUGUCGAUACAUGUUACAAUAAAUGAAAUGAAUUACGAAUUCACCGAUGUAUGACAUCAACUUUUAAUAUAGCCAUGGAUGCUGUUACUCUCAUUUUGCUUUGAAUUCAGAAGGGCAAGCAUAAAAAGGAACAAAGUCAGAGCUUCUUUGAUAUUAAUUUGAUAUUCAUGAACAGUUUCCAAUCUAUUGUUUCCUUACUCUAUGA
Tigriopus californicus is the source of this 1388-nucleotide messenger RNA. RefSeq lists its product as uncharacterized. Gene Ontology annotation, molecular function: calcium ion binding. Lineage: Eukaryota; Metazoa; Arthropoda; Copepoda; Harpacticoida; Harpacticidae. The record is from RefSeq and is a predicted model, not a curated record. The transcript has 2 exons. Bases 321 to 923 code for a protein of 200 amino acids.